UACCGGACUUGGUCCACAGCUGAGGGGAUGGAAGCCUGCUGUGUGUCUGUAGUGUGUCUGUAGUGUGUCUGUGUCGGUGGUAAUGCAGCGGAGUAAAGCGUCUGUGAGUGUGGAGGUGAAGCAGGUGAUCGGAGCUCUGUGCAGACUGCUGGCGGCCACCGGGCUGGACUCGGUCCCAGCACCUGAGACCUUCAGACGGGCAAAAUUCAGUGGUGGACCCGAGGUGGAAGGUCAGUUUUGGAAGCUCCUCGCCACCAUCCUCCAGAGAACUGGUAUUGUAUCCUCUGAAGACAGCUCACAGCUAAGAGGAGACUCGGAGCACAGGAAGCUGGUGGCUGCAGGCCUCUGGCAGACUGGUUACCAUGCUGACUGGAUGUGUGGGACGGAGGCGGGAGAAGAUGAGGAGGGGAAGAGUUUGUCCAGCAGAGAUCUUCUACUGGCACUUGGCUGGCUGCUAGCUAAAGGAACACUAGAGAAACUGCUGACACAGAGAGUCCAGCAACUGGACAAAACCCUACUCACAUCUCUACCUGUGAAUACUCAGGUCUCUCGUGAGCUCCAGUUAGACUUGACCUCCCUGCGGAGACUUCAGUGGCUCGUUGGCUACCUGAGACACCAGAGGCGCAUCCUGCUGUCCAUGAUAGAAGAGCGAGCCCACUUACUUCAUGCUGUUUUUUCUGCCGGCCUCCCCUCAGCUGUAUCUUCCUCCUCAGAUUACAGUUCUACAGCACUGCAGGAUGACUGCGUUUGUAUGAGGCAUCUCUGUGACCUCCUGGAAACAUAUCUGAACUGGAAACAGGUGGAGAAAGUCUUUUGGACCUGGAUGGACAGUGUGGUGGACUGCCAUCUGACAGAACCUGUUGUUAAGACGUCUGUACAUACACCCCAUGUGUGUCACCACAAAAACCAGGAGCGAGAGGAAUUGGACGACAUGCUAUCGAGACGGCCCACAGCACAGAAAGGAGCGCGGAGGUGUGAGGACAGAAGAGGAGAGAGGUUGCAGGAUGGACUUGACACCACCUCUCUCUUAUGUCGCCCCUCGCAGGCCUACAGAGUCAGGCUCCAGGUUGAGGGGCCGGUCAGGGACCACAUCAACACAGCCGAGAGGCUCCAUGACAGCACCAAGGCUCCCGACACGUUCCCAGCAUCUCAGGCUGCACAGCUGCUUCUUCAGAGGGAGGCUCUGCUGCUGGAGCGCAGGGACAGGCAGAGACGGGCCAACAGGAUGCAGCUGCAGGAAAUUAUUGGCGAACUGGAGGGACUGGUGUUGAUACCACCAUAGACUUUUAGUUUUCAUCGAAUGAUUAGAUUUUGUAAUUGACAAAUUGACAAGGUCCUGUCAAUGAGAUAUGUUUUUCAGCAAUGAUCUUUUUUUUUUGGUGCUGCAAUCUUGUUCUGGAGAUGAUCCAGGGAACAGUUCCACAUUAUCAUGAACCAGCUGAUCAACUUAUCAGAUAAAUACACAUCAGUGUAAUAAGACCUACCUAAAAAGACAGAUUAUCUUUGAAUAAACAUU
Molecule: messenger RNA, 1516 nt
Organism: Limanda limanda (common dab)
Lineage: Eukaryota; Metazoa; Chordata; Actinopteri; Pleuronectiformes; Pleuronectidae
Gene: tedc1
Product: tubulin epsilon and delta complex 1
Exons: 8
Coding region: 83-1282 (399 amino acids)
Source: RefSeq, a predicted model, not a curated record